Molecule: messenger RNA, 444 nt
Organism: Ilyonectria robusta
Lineage: Eukaryota; Fungi; Ascomycota; Sordariomycetes; Hypocreales; Nectriaceae
Exons: 3
Coding region: 1-444 (147 amino acids)
Source: RefSeq, a predicted model, not a curated record
AUGCUCGGAAACGUGGAGGCUGCUAGGCAGAUCCAGCCAGUCGCCUCCCUUCUCCAUCCAAUUUCUCGGGCACAAGGACAACCACGGCGCCGACGCGUGUCGACACGACAACAACCAACUCCUGUCGCUCUUGCCCGCGUCGGACCGCACCGAGUCCGACAAUCUGGCCGCCCUGGCUCACCAUAUCACGGCCUGCGUCGAAAAGGAGCUCGACUUGCGCCGGGACCAGUAUUCACGGCUGGCUUAGAUUGCGGGUCGACCCAUGCUGCCACGUCUGCUGCACCGCCGUUGCUGGUCGACCGAGUUGUCAUCGUCACGGAGCGGAUGGACAUGCAUCUCGUCUGGACGACCGGCCGAAUAUUCCUCAAACCUAUCCCCCGCUUCCUGCUCGAGCUGCGCUACUGGGAAGAGUACCUCCCCUGCCCGUUAGUUAAUUCUUUCUAA